ACUGAGAUCAGGCUGGUCCAGGUCCAGGCUGAGAUCUGACGGCGGAAAAGAGCGCGCGCGGGUUGUCUGCGGUGUCGGUGAGCAUCUCGGAGACAGCGCGAGAGCAGGAUGUCUUUGCUGCCGUUGUUAGUGUUGGCGUUGGUGUUGUCGUCGCAGUCCAUGUCGUCUAACACCACCUUCACCUGCCCCAGACACUGCACAUGCCACCUGGAGCUCAAAUUCUCCUCCUGUUCCAGCGCCAAUCUCACCGACCUACCCGCUGUCCUCCCUCCUCACACCGAACACCUCAAUCUGUCCUUCAAUCACUUGGUCUUCAUCAGGACCCAGGCUUUUCAGGACGUACGCCGUCUACACACGCUGCUCCUGAACGAUAACAAGAUUAACAGCUUGAGCGACGGCGCCUUCGAGCCUCUCGAGUUCCUCCUGAGACUCGACCUGAGCCGCAACCGCAUUUCCAUCCUCUCAGAAGGAUUCUCGUUGGGUUUGGUUUCUCUUCAGGAGCUCUCGCUGGUGGAGAACCGGCUCUCGAGCCUAAAUGAACACGGUUUCUUGCACCUCGAUGCCAUUCGGAAGCUUGACCUGCGCCACAACAACAUCAGCUGUGUCCACGCGAGGGCGUUUAGCUCUCUUAGCACUUUACGGCGCGUGUACUUGGAUCACAAUGAUAUCGUCAAUCUUGAAGAUAGGGUUUUCUCCAUGACGAGGAACCUGGAAGAGCUCGGGCUGAGCGGUAAUAACAUUAGCCACCUCGAUGUCGGCCUCCUUUCUCCACUAACUAGCCUAGUCUUGCUUAAUUUAACCUAUAAUAAUCUAUCACAGGUUGAAUUUAAGGCGUUCAUCAGCCUGGAUACGCACAGCACGCAUAUUCACCUCCGUGGGAACCCUUGGACAUGUGAUUGCGAUUUGCAGCGAAUUUUCCGGAAAGUUCACAGUGUCCACAGGCUGCAGCUGGACGACUACAACAACCUGAGCUGCUCUCUGCCCGAGGAGCUGCGCAAUUACCUGCUGAUGGACGUCGAGCUGUGCUUCGCCGAAACGGUCACCAUACUCAUCAUUACCCUCACCGUGAUAAUCACCGUCGUGGCGGCCAUCAUCAUGACUGAGAAAAAGAGGAAGAAAACAAAUAAAGGGAAGCACUGGACGGAGGUCAGCGAGAUGUCGUGCGAAUCGCAGAACUGAGAAGGAACACGCCGGACUGAGAUUUUUCACAUUUACCAAAUACUGCAAAAUCUGGCAAUAAACUGUAACCUGAAAAAAAUUUACAUCAAUUCAGGACGGAGCCACAAAUACCUCUAUCUACUGUAUGAAUCUUUUAAAUGUUUACUUUCUUUAAAAAGCUUUCAUUCAUUCCCAAAAGUGAAACCAGGUGUCGGCUUUUCAUAUUUCCCAAACAUCUUCCCGACACAUUUGAGUCAUUUGACGUAUUUGAUUCAUUUGACGUAUUUGAUUCAUUUGAGUCAUUUGAGGUUUUUUGAGUCAUGAGUCUUUUUUUUUUUUUUUUAUAACUAGUGACUAAUUAGAAAGUGAGAUCAGCUGUCAUGUACAGAUGGAGGAGCUGAGUAAUAAAAUCCAAAUUUAGCAAUGAAAAAAAAAACAUUAAAAAAAAAAAUGUUAAGCUUCAAAUGGAAAACUGCCUCAGCCCACAGUGGCUUUUGGGAAAUUUCUGGUGCUGAAGUCUACAGCGAAGUCGACUCUGAUUUGAAGUCGAAGUCGACUCUGAGAUUUAACCGAGCUGUCUAAGUGGAGAGGUUUUAGGGAGAAAUUUGUUGCCCUACAACGAAAACACAGAACAAUUUAGUUCCCAUUCAGGAUAAUUUGGGAACGCUGUAGUUCCUCAUAUCUAACUGACUUGCUUCAGCCUUACAUUUUGCAUGAAAUAU
Molecule: messenger RNA, 1880 nt
Organism: Ictalurus furcatus (blue catfish)
Lineage: Eukaryota; Metazoa; Chordata; Actinopteri; Siluriformes; Ictaluridae
Product: leucine-rich repeat transmembrane neuronal protein 2
Exons: 2
Coding region: 109-1179 (356 amino acids)
Cellular component (GO): plasma membrane
Molecular function (GO): protein binding
Source: RefSeq, a predicted model, not a curated record